Molecule: messenger RNA, 390 nt
Organism: Drosophila ananassae
Lineage: Eukaryota; Metazoa; Arthropoda; Insecta; Diptera; Drosophilidae
Exons: 1
Coding region: 97-294 (65 amino acids)
Source: RefSeq, a predicted model, not a curated record
UAAAGGUAGACAUAUUCUCCGACGCAGAGCCUAAAGUUACCCGCCGCUGAAGAGUCCUUCAUACCGCUGAAGAAUCCUUCAUACCGCCUAAGCCACAUGCAUUUCAGCUACCAUCCUAGCAACACCAACACCAAUAAUAACGUGGUAGACCUAAAUCCAGAAAUCGAAUUUGAUGGGCCGCCAGCGGCGCGAAAAAUGAUAAUCGGUUCUUUCUCGAUGUUCGUAAUAUUCUCGUAUCUGCAGCUACUAUACAUCCUGGUGUCCAUCUACCUAGCGUUGCACGCUCAUCAUUAGACCUCCAUGGAACAUCCUUACCCAGGAUAAUGUAUCACUUUGUGUCCGAACAGAUGCCGGAGCUUCGGCUAUCGGCGGAUGCUCUAGUCACCAGCC